Abrus precatorius (Indian licorice) is the source of this 679-nucleotide messenger RNA. Its product is annotated as INO80 complex subunit D-like. The record is from RefSeq and is a predicted model, not a curated record. Gene Ontology annotation, cellular component: NSL complex. NCBI's taxonomy places the organism in Eukaryota, Viridiplantae, Streptophyta, Magnoliopsida, Fabales, Fabaceae. The transcript has 2 exons. The coding region runs from base 30 to 641 and encodes 203 amino acids.
GGGAAGGGAAGGGAAGCGGCAGGGAGGCAAUGGAUGAGUCUAAAGCCACUUGCGUCGCCCCACAGGCACUGGCGCGUGCUUCCCACCUUACACGGCCAGAACUAUUGCGGCGUCGUUUGGAGAACCUGAAGCGGCUUUCGAAGUGGUACAGAGAACUCUAUUGGGCUCUGAUACAUCAAUUGCAAACCCUCUACGGACACUAUCUAUGCCACUAUGCCCUCUCCCCUUUCCACCCAAUCACUCAUUUCGAUCUCGUCCUCUGCGCUUUCCUCGGUUGCAAAUUCAAGGCCAUGCCUUUCACCUCCUUUUGCCAUUUCCACAUUCUCUCCGAUUCCAGCCAGAAGCUUUACAAGCCUUGCAAUUACGUCAUCAAAACCGCUCAAGCUGGUCCUAUUACAUGUGGAAAACCUAUACUCAGAUCAGCGGUUCCAUCUCUCUGCCUUGUCCACUCUCACAAAGCUCAGAAGCAUCUCACUCGGACCUUCAAGCGCAUCGGUCUUAAUGUUUCCUCACCUGGUAAAAUUGCUCCCAAGUUUCAUAUCUUGGUCGCUGAAUAUGUUCAUCAAAUUCAAGCCAAAAGAAUAUCGGAGCUCAGGGAAAACAAAAAUAAAAUUCUGGUUAAGGAAGAAAAUUCUAGCUGAGCACUAGGAAAGUAGAUGCAAACUUUAGUUAUGAUAUU